This is a messenger RNA of Dreissena polymorpha, 1431 nucleotides long. RefSeq lists its product as uncharacterized. Lineage: Eukaryota; Metazoa; Mollusca; Bivalvia; Myida; Dreissenidae. The record is from RefSeq and is a predicted model, not a curated record. Gene Ontology annotation, molecular function: nucleic acid binding. The transcript has a single exon. Bases 1 to 1431 code for a protein of 476 amino acids. Gene Ontology annotation, biological process: DNA integration.
AUGAGAGGCCUGGGAGCCGCGAUAAUCCAACAGGACCGUGUUGUGGCAUAUGCGUCACGUGCGCUCACACCGACAGAGCAACGGUACGCUCAGAUCGAAAAAGAAAUGCUAGCCGUUGUAUAUGGCUGUGAAAAAUUCCACAAACUGCUAUAUGGCCGAGAUACUUUCCUAGUGGAAUCUGAUCACAAACCGUUGGAGUCGAUUCUAAAGAAAGAAAUACAUAAAGCUCCGCUAAGGAUUCAACGAAUGAUUUUAAAGCUUCAACCGUAUGACUUCAACCUCGUUCACAAAAGCGGCAAGGACAUGGGUCUAGCAGACUGCCUCAGCAGAUUACCGUUAGAAAAUCAUUAUGAGAAAACUAUCGAUGAAGAGUUGAUGGUUUUGAAGCUCGACACGCUGUCGUGUUCAAACCAUGACAAAAUUGCACGCGCAACGCAAGCGGAUGAACAAUUCCAAGUACUGGCAAAGGUUAUCAUUCGAGGAUGGCCAGAAACGAAGUGCGAAGUUCCAGUUGAAGCCGUUCCAUUUUGGGAUUACCGCGAUGAAAUAUCAAUUUACAAUGGAGUUCUGUACCGAGGGGAACGCGUGUGUAUCCCGAAAGAAAUGAGAACAGAAACGUUGAAAGCGAUACAUAAGUCGCAUUUAGGGGUAGUAAACUGUAAAAAGAGGGCGAGAGAGUUAGUAUUUUGGCCCGGCAUGAACAAACAAAUUGAAGAUCUUAUUGGCAAGUGUAGUGCGUGUUUAAUGCAUCGCAAGAUGAGCCAAAAGGAGCCAAUGAUCAUCCAACCAGUACCUGAGCUACCCUGGAGCAAAGUUGGAAUGGACUUAUGCGAACUAGAGGGUAACAAUUACCUAAUCAUUGUAGACUACUUCUCCAACUUCAUUGAAGUAGCACCAUUGCAAAGAGACACUCGAACGAGCACCAUCUUAAAACACAUCAAGCAAAACGUGGCUCGUUAUGGAAUCAUUGACUCAAUCAUCUCGGACAACGGUCCACAGUUCACCAGUGCUGAAUUCCGAGAAUUCAUCGAAAAAUAUGGCAUCACCCAUAUUACGUCGUCGCCUUUGCACCAACAAACAAACGGCCUUGCUGAAAAGGCUGUACAAACCGUUAAAAAUCUAAUUAAAAAGUGUAGCGAAACAGGGGACGACAUCUACUUAGCCCUGUUAGAACUAAGAAACACACCACGCGAUAACAUCGGAUCACCGAUGCAACGUUUGAUGGGUCGACGCGCAAAAACACUAAUACCUAUGAAACAAACAAUUCGACAACCAGAAACAACCAGUGAAAAUGUCGCACCAAAGUUGUUGGAAUUUCGUGAAAAGCAAAAAUGCUACUACGACCAACACGCGAAGAGCAAGGACAAUCUUCAGCCAGGGGACGCAGUAAGAUUAAAACCCCAUCUGGCUGGAAACCGGCAGAGUAUGUGA